This is a messenger RNA of Pogona vitticeps (central bearded dragon), 2050 nucleotides long. Lineage: Eukaryota; Metazoa; Chordata; Lepidosauria; Squamata; Agamidae. The record is from RefSeq and is a predicted model, not a curated record.
UCUUAGCUGAAGCUAGCAGCUCAUUUUAUCAAUUAUUUCCAGCGAAGAUCACAGCUGUUCUCUGGGACGAACGCCUAAGCACAUAUAAAUGGGGCCCAAAUGGUAGGAGCAAGGCAGGCAAAAGCUCCCCCCAGAGGAAAACUCAUCAACUGGGAUAAUUAGCAGAAAGGAAACUGAUGAUUAGAGAGCGGUGUGCAUAUAUAAGGGGUGGAUGCCACUUAAAAAUGUUCCUUUCAGGAAGGCUGUCAAGCUAACUAGCUUGGAAGAGUUUGAUAUUGCGACCAUGACAGAGUUCCUGGUUUGUUUUCAUUGCUGCAUUGGUGACCAGCCCCCAAUGAAGAGGCAUCCACGACUUGACAGAAAUAUGAUCGGAGAGCCAAUGAACUUUGUACACAUCACCCACGUUGGAAAGAAAGAAAUGGACAGUAGCCCUCCUUCUGUUGAGCAAAUUCAGGAACGGAUGAAUUCCAAAGGAGGCUAUAACAACAAUAAUUCUACACCUACACAGAUUUAGGAGAUGUUUAAAUAAAAUUAAAUACAGUAUGUUCUGUUCUGAAAGUAAAUGGGUCUAAUGAAUAUAAUUGAUUGUUUUCAUUAUAAAUUGUCGUAUUUUGACUAGGAUUGUAAAUCGCUAAAUUCAUGUCAAUUCUUGUUCUGUAAAUGUCUGUUUAUGUUGGGGAUUUCACCUCUAUGAAAGCAAUACGUACAAGGCAUCUUAAUCCUGAUAACAGAAUUAUAUAUACUAGUGCUAAAUGAUCUAAAACCACUACUUAAAAAUGGUGGCUGCAGUUGUAAGUUAUACUUCACUUCCAUCAAUAAACUGAGAUUGAAAAGUCUUUUGCUAGGAAAGGGGAGAGGUUAAUUGAGCCAGUUUUGCCUUCUAUAGAACAGAAAUAUUUCCAGAUAAGGUUGUACCAAGCAAACAUGUCAACAUCUGAUUUCAGUUAUAGUUUGUUUGGGCUCGGGAAAGAUACUGUCCCUCUGGAAAUACUGACUGUUCAUAACAUGCCAAGGUACUAAGCAUUCUACUUAUUAGAACAUAAUAGUACGUACUCGUAGUCUUCAGGUUUUACAAAUACUGCUGCAUGCCUUCCCUUAACAAAAAAUUUGGAAGUCUGUUCAGAUUUUUGCAAUGAUAGAUCCUGCCAUAAAGGAGUAUGGCCCUGUGUGAUAUUUUGGGUUCUCUCCUGACAUGGGUAAAUGGUACAUCUUGGAAAGAGUGUUUAUAUUGUAAUCCUUUUAUACUAAUUGAAAGCUCAUAAGUAUUAUGAAUGGAAAAUGUAAGGCUUUGGUGAAGGAGACUUCUGCAAAAGAAUCUGGAAACAUUCAGCAGGAGCAGGUGAUAGGAUUCUUGCUGUUACUAUAAUUGGGAAUUGUCAUACCAACGUUCUAGAAAGAUUUGAUUUUAGCAGCAGGGUGGUAUUCUGCUAUAUUUGUUGUCCAUGUCCUCAUCUUCUACACUUCUGAUAAGGCUAUGAAGUCUGGCCCUUGUGGGUCGCUUCUGAGAUUUGUGCAUUCUCUGCUCAAUGCUAACUGAAAAUGGCAUCCACCAGCAUCAUGAGAACUACUUUCCUGUACUGUCAGUACUUAACUAGAACAGUAGUUUGGGCUUAGUACACACAUGGUUCUUCAGAGAUACUUCAUGGGAACGGAGUGACAGCAGCUUGAAUCACAAGCUUUGAGAACUGCUAUACUCUUUGGAAGCAUAAGGCUAUCACACCUCAUUUUCAGCUGGGUGAAGUGAAAGCAGAGAGUUGAAGCUCCCUUUUUAAUAACCACUGGCAACACUGAAGGAAGUUUCCUGUUAGGUAUGGUGCUCCUCGUUCUACUAGAGAGGACCAACUUCAAGUUUUAAAAGUAUGCAUUUUAACUAGUGAUCUGUGUACCAUUUUAAACAUACAGUAAAUCAAUCUUAUUGAAAUAUUCACAAGUGUGUAUGUGUAUUAUUAAACAUAAUGUGUGGUGUUGAAAAACUUCUGUACAUUUCUGACAAAGAGAACAGUUGGUUCAUGUUUAAGUAACUAUCCAGUGGAACAGCUAGAAGUCAAUG